Molecule: messenger RNA, 331 nt
Organism: Acanthoscelides obtectus
Lineage: Eukaryota; Metazoa; Arthropoda; Insecta; Coleoptera; Chrysomelidae
Source: the annotation of a GenBank genome assembly
AAGGCCUAAGCACCCAUUGGGUACCGUGGGGCUAUGGGGGAUACACGGACUCUGGCGAGGGAACACGUGUGCAUGCAACAUGCACACAUUCUGGCUCCGCCUACGAGAACCGCCAGGUGGUACCUCCGCGUUCGACAGAGACCAUCUACCACCUACGGACAAUCACAACAUCCAUAGCCAAGAGAAAAAUUUCUCCUGGGACGGGACUCGAACCCGCACAGCGCACGGCGACUGAUCAGGAGACCGAACAGUCUACUACUGCGGCCACCGCUGCUGCCUAAACCUGAUGUGAUGUGAACCUGAUUCCAUCAAUAAAUUUGUUUUCGAGUCU